AUACAAGUUUAGUUUAAUCCUUCCCCAAUCUCUUCUCCCAUGCACUGUUUUCUACACCCUGCCGAUUUCGACUCCAUCAUCAGUUCUCACCCUCGCACCUUCACUCAUUCUCUUCCUCAGCUAUACUCUCCCUGUAGAGCUGCAAUAAUGGCUUCCAAUUCUGCAAACCGAGAUUUACUAAGCCCUCACAACAACAACAACAACGCCACCACCAUCAGCAGGACCAGGCUCAUCUUUACUUAUGGCACGCUAAAGCGUGGAUUCUACAACCACAGGCUCAUGGAAAGCCUGAUUUCCACGGGCGACGCUUCUUUUAUCGGGGAAUGCACGACGAAGGAGUCUUUUCCGCUCGUCAUUGGACCCUACGGGAUCCCUUUUCUGAUUAAUCUUCUGGGUUCCGGUCACAGGAUCCCGGGCGAACUGUAUGCUGUGUCGGAUCGUGGGCUGGCCCGGCUGGAUGAGUUAGAAGGAAUUGAAACGGGUCAUUACGAGAGGCUGCCGGUGGAUGUAGUGUCUGGCGAUGGACAAGUGCUGGCGGUGGAGGGGUAUUUUGGUCACCGGAGUUUUGGGGAGGAGUUGUGGAGGAAGAAUGGGGAGAAGGGGUUGAGGGAGUUUGGCAAGGAGAUGGCGGAAAAGUACGUAGUUAGGGCUAAUAGGCCUUUGGGUUCUAAUUUUGUUGAUGAUGUUUGGAAAUUUAUUUCUGCCUAGUCUAAAAUCAUCUUGAUUGACAUUAUUAUUUAUCUGAUGCUUUCUUAUACUAGAACAGAAUAAAGAAGGAAGUCGUCCCAUUUAUUUCUCAUCUGGGCUGUUGAAGGCCAAUCAUUUCUACUUGUACUAGCAUCAUCUAAAUUACCUUCUUAUUUUUGGUUUUCUAGUUCAAAGGUUAAAUUGCUUUCUCAUAGAUGGAUGUGCUUUUCGUCUACUUUUAGCUGCAUUACGCAGAAGACGCCAGCGUAGCGUUUAAACCACUGCUAAUUGUUAUAUGGGUACUGUUUCAAGCAAAUCCCUGUUUUUGGACUGGGUACUGCAUUUUCCCUGUUUUGGGACUGGAUUGAUAGCUGAUGUUGUUUGGAUUACUCAGACGUAUUGAACACCAGAAAUCCCUUGCAAUACUGUGGGCAACGUUAUAACUAUGCAAGCUAUGUUUUUGGCUGCCAAAUCUUCAAUAUUUUGCAGUCUUGAUUCCCCAAUGGGUGUUCUUUUCUUAGUUACCAACUUGAAGUAUAGAUAGUCAAAGCUUCAGAUAAAUAACAUCUGAAAAGGGGAUAACAGAAGAGCCAUUUUGACCCUAGCGGCCUGAGAAUGCUGAUCAUCCAUCCUAACAUCAGUGGAGCCUGUGCUGGCAUGGCAAAUGCAAAGGCAGAUGGUGGGCAAUUAGCAGAUGGCAAGCCAGGUGAUUUUGGAUUACCCCAGCCCUUUGACAGAAUAGAAGUUGCAGAACCAUCUAUUCCUAUCUUUUGGAUUUUGGGAGCUGCGAGGAGGCGUGAUGGGCUCUUCAAGUUAUCAUCUGACAAGCUCUCUUCGUCAUCUUCAGAUUCCUCUUCUCCCUCCUUGUCAUCUUCUGGAGUUCCUUCAUAAUCCAAAUUAAAGAAGAGAGAAACCGUGGUCCAACUGCAAUGCUGGAUUCAGAAACACAACCCAUUGAGAAGGGAAGAAGAACAAGUCUUUCUAUUCGAUCCCUCAUAUCUCCAAGCUAUGGAGAACUCAGAAAUGCAUGCACAAGCAGAAUGCCAGGUGAUGGGGGUGCCAAGCAGGGAAGAGAAAGGUGGAUGGUUGUUGAGGAAAUGAAAUAGAAGAGAUUAAUUUGGUGGUGUGUUAUACAGCUUCAGCCUUUGUCGCUAAGUUAACAUGAUACUACGUAUAGAGAGUCAAAAUAUCUACUUUGAGUUGUAUGAAAAUGACAAGGAACGUGGAUAUUUCAUUAACAAGAAAAUGUUAGUUUGGGCAGUGAUGUAUGCUAUAACGCUCAAAAAAACUUUUGUGACUGUUUUCUUCUGUAUUUAGCUAUCAAUGGUGGGCUCUUGCUGUCACCUGCCUCUCUUAGAAGAGAAGCGACCAA
This is a messenger RNA of Coffea arabica (coffee), 2059 nucleotides long. NCBI's taxonomy places the organism in Eukaryota, Viridiplantae, Streptophyta, Magnoliopsida, Gentianales, Rubiaceae. The record is from RefSeq and is a predicted model, not a curated record.